This is a messenger RNA of Pelobates cultripes (western spadefoot toad), 498 nucleotides long. NCBI's taxonomy places the organism in Eukaryota, Metazoa, Chordata, Amphibia, Anura, Pelobatidae. The record is from the annotation of a GenBank genome assembly.
AUGGGGAAACGAUCCAAGAAACUAAAAACACAAGCGGGAGAAGGGCACCGAAGCAUCGGGGAACUCUUCCACAAGCGGCCUAAACCUAAAAUGGCGGCACCGCCUGAAAGCCAGGAUUCCCCGAAGCAACCUAAUCCGCACCCCCACACAAUAACAGGGGAUCGUGGAGCUCCUGCUACCAAAGGGGACAUCAUGGACCUUAUGGUCCACUUGCGGGCCUUCUUUAGGGCAGAUCUGCCGCUAGUGCAGGAGGAGGUGACGGCGGUCACGGAGCAGAUCCGAGCAACAGAGGAAGACAUCACCUCACUCACUCAAACCCAAGCUGGUACCUCAGAGCAAGUCUGCCAAAUCCAUUCCUUGCUCGAAGACGUGCAGAGGAGAUUGAAUGUAAUGGGGGCCGCACGCCGCCGCAAGAACCUCAAAGUACGGGGGGUGGGCAUUACUUCAGGUGCCUAUUUGCGGCCUUACUACCACAUAAACACACUAAACAAGCGCUGA